AUGCCACUGAAGCGGAAUGAAAUUGCGAAUAGUGUCGAGACAGGGCGGAGCGCGGCGGCUGUGAAGCGUCGGCGCGAGGGGCAGCGCAGGGAGUUCUCUUCGAGUGCGCUGCACUCGACCUUUGAGGCACACGUAACAGCUGCACAGAAUGCCUUUCUGCGUGGUGACUCGCAAGCAGCUGAACAGGAGGCAGUGCAAGCGCUCCGCAUCCGGCCCACCGCGCACCUCUUUGCCUUGUUGGCUGUGAUUGCGGAGUCGAAAGGUAAGUUUGACCAGGCCAGCGACUUCCGGCUCCUUCAGGCCUUCUUGGCGCGCGACAUCGUCCUAUGGGAGGAAUUGCUACACGAUUUCAUGACACAGCAGCUCUACUACAAGUCUGUGGUUUGCCUACAGCGUAUGUCGGCACUUGAGAAGAACCAGGAGCGACACCGUGCGCUGCAGCUGCAGUUAGCAGACCUACUCAUCGGUUUGGGUGAGAUUCGAAGAGCAUUGAAUGUGCUGGUACCGUUGUGGAACAGCAGUCGGUGCUGCGACUUUGAGGUGUUCGCCAUCCUCUCGUCUUUGUACUUCCAACUUGGCAAGUGGGCGUCACUGCAGCGGCUGAUCGAGAGCAGCAUCAAACACGCCUUUCAACUACUGCCGCCGGCUGAUGCAACUGGAGCAAUAGCAACGCCCGGUGAGGCGGUGGGACACGGAGCGGAGGCAACUGUUCAAGUGAGGUCUUCCACUCCAGGUGCGGAGCAACAGCCGUCCUCACCCCUGCCGGACUCGUCGAUCUCAGGACGACAAGCUGUGAGGCGCGUGCGCUUCUUUGGCGUGGACGUCAGCGAGGGUGGCGCAGCAGCCCCCGUCACAACGGACCUCACGACCUCAGCGACGCCAAUGUCGUCGUCUCCUGCCGAGGCCACAUUAGAUGAAUUCAGCUUUGACGAUGUCAUUUCCCCUGCCUCCCCGUUCUCAGAUCUAGCGUCGCUUCAUCGCCCUAGGAAUGUAGCUGGCAGCACGGGUGUGGACCAAGGCGGCGUAGUCCACCAACUGUACGGAGAGCGGAUAGAGCUUCGAACCCAACAGGACCAGAAGAACUUUCUCACGCUAGUUAACGUCCAUGCCGAGCUGCUGAGCGAGCAAGGCAGCUUCUCUGACACCGUGCAACUGCUUCAUAUGGCGGCUGGCUGCCUCGAUGUCGACCUAAUGGAGCUUCCGCCGGACCUCCUCGUGCGGCUUGGGGUGGCAUACGCGUUCCUUGGCGGCGUCUACGAGCAACCAUGUCGCGACGUUUUUCAGCACUUGGUGGAGCACUGUUCAAUGGAGGACUAUGGUGAUGUCUUGCUGGAUGCUGCCAUGUCACUGCAGAAGGUGAGUAUGCAUGCGGAGGCGGCACAGCUGUACGUGACGCUAGCUCACUACCAUCAGUUUGUCUAUGACCGCGUUCGCAGGCAGGUGGGUGUGGCGGAGGCGGAGCUGGCGUUGAUGCAGGACACAGCUCCAUGGAAUAAGGUGCAGGCGGCCACAGACGCAUUAAAGGCGCUCAAGGCGGAGGAGGCAGACCUCAGAACAGUGCUAGCCGCGGCCCUUCAAGGGCAGGCUCAAAGCGCGUACGCGAGGGAGCUGUACGAGGAAGCAAAGGAGUACGCCGAGCGCGUACUACAGCUGGAGUCCACGCAUCUGCAGGCAAGGCUCCUGCUCGGUCGCUACUACUUCUAUCAGCGCAAGGACACAACCGCCGCUGUAGAGGUGUUGACACCGUCGAAGGACGAGCCGGCGCUCCAGCGCAUUCAGCUUGGCGUGUUUCUCGUUCACGUGUUUCAACAUGCAAAGCGCUAUGUCGAGGCGAUCGCCCUCGGCGUUUCAAUUUUUGAGCUUCUGCUGUCCAGCGAGGAGGACGGUGACACCCAAUCUGUCGCGCCUGGCACGUCAUCGCGCCGCAGUGGGGCCUCUCUUUACCUCCCAACAGUGACGCGUGCGAGUUCAGCCAUCAUACCUGCAUCGAGUCUGGCCGGAAUGGUGGGUGGGAGUGCCUCGGCUGGUGGCAGCAACGUCGCCGCACGUACCUCCUUCUCGCUAGCCGCGUCCAUCAAAGCUUCGACCUCCGUCGCACGGCAGCAGUUGUCUCGCCGCGGUCUGGAGUCUCUAACGACAACCGCCUACGGUGCCUCUGCAGCGGCGUCACUCGCCGCCGGUUGGGAUCGACGGAAGGAGGAGGGGCAGCUCAAGGACACCUCGACGAUUUUCCGUUUCAAUCGGCGACGCCGCCGCCCCACAGUGGGGAGGGGGUUAGCGAACGGGGACAUCUUGACUGAUGAAGUGCCUGAAGGACCUGCCGGAGAUGCUGCUGUGCAGGGUGAGUCAGGCGCGACUCGGCUCAAGACGGCCGAGGAGCGGCGCGCGGCUGUCAUCAGCAUGGAACCAGGCGCCUUCUGGCCUGCCGAAGAGGAGGGCGAGGGUGGUAGGGCUGAGGAUGACCAGCCGGCGUCGAGCAGGGUCAAGGCAGAGACAGACAAGAGCAGUGCGACGCAAUCCAUCAGGGAGGAGGCUGUCGAUGACGGUGGGGAGGACCGAAGCGGAGCUGAAGCUCUUCACUCCCCAGUAAAGCGUGAGGGGGGUGGUGAGAGAGUCGGCGACACAGCUAUUGUGGCAACGGCGGUGGUGAAGGCAUCAUCAGGCAUUGAAGGGAAGGGAGAGAGGCAGAAGACAAAAAGGGAAAGCAGCGGCGGCGCCGUCGUGGGCCGGUUCAACAACACUAUAAUGGGGGAGCGAGACAGGGACCUGGAAGAGUUAGAGGAGUUUCUGACAGCGGCUGAGGCAGUUGCAAACACUGAAGGAGGGCUGGCUGAGUUCUCUGGAAACGCGAGAGAGGAGGUCCCAGCCUCGGAGAGGGAUGAGCAGCACGACGAAACAGUGGACACAUUGCCGGAAUCAUAUGAGCUUCCCUCGCUGGAGGAGGUUAGCAAGCAGUUUCACGACCCAACUAUGGCACAGCUUUUUCUCGACGCCUCCAGCUUCACCCCUGGAGGCGGGGUGCGGGGCGGGGAGGGGCAAGAAAGUACCCCGGAUCCAUGGGCUGACUUGGAGGCGAACCACAACGCCAACGUGGUUGCCAGGUUUCCGCCUGGUACCGGGUUGGAGGACAGGGUGACGCUUCGUGAGGCCGUGGCGGUGCUAGGAAAGGCCGGUUUCAUUUCACUCGCCGUGGCCAUUGUGGAGUGCUACAGUGCAGUGGGCCAGUUCACGGAGGCGCGAGAGUUCGCGUUUGUCUCACUCACUCACUUUGCGCAGAAGCGCCGGUUGCGGCAGAUGGGAAAUGGGCUCGAGAGGCCGCUGCGCCUGGCGGUACUGCGAGCCGCACUUGCGGCGGGUGAGAGCGAGGAUGCUUACCGUGUAGGACUUCGACUCCUGCAGCAGGAUACCGCUGAGGACAAGCGCCAUGAAGUGGUGGAGCUGAUGCACAGCGUGCUGAACCGCUGCUACGAUCGCAGCUCCAUCCUAUACCGCGCUGUCGCAGACGGCUACAAUGACCCUGCGCUACUUGUGCUGCUGGCCAAUCGGUACCACCAAACGCGCAGCUACACACGUGUGCUGAAUCUGUACCUGAUGGCGCUACGGGAGAGACCGGUCGAUAUUCUGCUGAACUUUAUGGUGGGUCUCUCCUAUCUGUUCUGCAGCCACCGAAAGCGAACUCGGUCUCGUGAGGCGUGCGUGUCAGCGGCCAUCUACUACCUGACUCAAUAUCAGCAGCUUCGCCUGGCUCUGGAGCCGACUGUCGGGAUCGGGGAGGUACUCUACAACAUUGCCCGCACUUUACAGUUUCUGAAGUUGUACUACUUGUGCGUUCCCUUGUAUGAGCGAGUUGCGUACGACUUGUGCCAGCCUGAGGAGUGCACCAUCGCUCUGCAGCGCGCCGCGCGCGUGAACCUCUAUUUCGUGUAUCGCUGGGCCUCGGGAAAUCGAACGCUGGCACUGUCAGCCCUCCAGCCUCGCGGUGGAUCCAAUGGCAUGGCGGUGGUAUCAUCACGUCCGCCUAGCCCUUUCACUCUCAAGACGGACGGCGAAAUUCUUAACGUACAGGGACAGCGUACACCUCGAGACCAGGAAAAAGCGCGCGCGUGA
Leishmania braziliensis MHOM/BR/75/M2904 is the source of this 4107-nucleotide messenger RNA. RefSeq lists its product as hypothetical. The transcript has a single exon. Gene Ontology annotation, cellular component: transcription factor TFIIIC complex. The coding region runs from base 1 to 4107 and encodes 1368 amino acids. Gene Ontology annotation, molecular function: protein binding. The record is from RefSeq and is a predicted model, not a curated record. Gene Ontology annotation, biological process: transcription by RNA polymerase III. NCBI's taxonomy places the organism in Eukaryota, Euglenozoa, Kinetoplastea, Trypanosomatida, Trypanosomatidae.